GGAGCACUACGGAUUUCAUCGCAAGGAUCUCUACCGGCCACGACAGCUGUUUCUAAAAACAUGUUUUCAUAAAUUUUAUCGAUAAAAACGAAUAUAAGCAUCAAUUUAUAAAUUAAAAAAUGCUUCCUUUACACAAACACGAUAAAGAAUAUCGAGGUCCAGGAAUAUGUGGGAAAAUCGCAGGAUGGAUGAGACUCAUCUUGUCAGAAAAAACUUCACGGAAUAUCUUCAUGUUUCUGAUCCUAAAUUUGUCGUUUGCAUUCGUAGAAUUGGCAUAUGGAAUAUGGACUAAUAGUUUAGGUUUGAUAUCAGACUCGUUCCACAUGUUCUUUGACUGCACUGCCCUGCUUGCUGGUCUGGCUGCUUCUGUUAUUUCCCGUUGGAGAGCUACAGAAACAUUUUCUUAUGGUUACGUGAGAGCAGAGGUCCUAGCUGGUUUUGUAAAUGGUCUCUUUUUGCUGUUUAUUGGAUUUUUCAUCUUUUCUGAGGCGGUGGAGAGGCUGGUCGAGCCCCCUGAGGUCAGACAUGAGCGUCUGUUCCUUGUCUCCUGCGCAGGCUUCGUCGUGAAUAUGAUUGGAAUCUUUGCCUUCCAGCACGGUCACAACCAUUCGCACGGCGGAGGCGAUGAUCAUGGACAUGCUCACGGUGGACAUUCUCUUGGACUUGGUCACUCGGAGAAUCAUGACAGUAACCACGGGCACAGCCACGAGGUCCGUCGUCACGGCCAUAGUCAUGAUGACCACAGCGACCAUGGACACAGCCAUAGCGACCACGGACACAGUCACGGUGGCAAUAGCAAACCCCCGGAGCCCAGACAACACGUGUCCCAGACACAGAUCAUGCAUGGAGUUUUCCUUCAUAUCCUGGCCGACACCCUGGGAAGUGUGGGAGUGAUAAUCUCAUCAGCCCUUAUCCACAUGUUUGGCUGGAUGAUAGCAGAUCCCGUGUGCUCCAUGUUCAUUGCUAUUUUAGUCACCAUUAGUGUUUUCCCGUUAUUGCGAGACUCAGUGGGCAUUUUGAUGCAGAGGACACCACGCUCCUUGGACAUGCUGCUGCCUGGGUGCUAUCAAAGAGUGAGCCAGCUAGAGGGUGUGUUCAGUGUACAGGAGCCCCACUUCUGGACUCUGUGCAGUGACGUCUAUGUAGGAACAAUCAAGCUGGAGGUUGCAUCCAAAGCGGAUGCCAAAUAUAUUCUCAGUCAAACACACAGUAUUUUCACACAGAUUGGAGUACGACAACUGUACGUGCAGGUGGACUACGCCAUGAUGUAGACGUCCGCGUCUCUGUGGUGAAUCUUACUGGAUCUAGAUUACUGCUGAUCAGACUGAGCUUUGUAUAGGAUAUACUGGUCUCAAUGCAUGUACAGAAGUGUCAUUCCUGAUGAGCCUGUGCAAUCUGCACAGGCUUAUAAUCAGGGAUGACACUUUCCCAUUUUAUGGAUUUUUCGUUUAAAUAAAGUUUUUCUUUAAAAAUCUGAUGUAGGUGGAAAGUGUUUUCCUUGAUCAGCCUGUGCAGGCUUCACAGGCUGAUAUGGGAUAACACUUAAGGCACAUGCAUUAAGCCCAGUUUUCCCAGACUUGGAGUACUCCUGAUCAGACUGACGGGCCAAAUCUUCAAGAACAUUUCAAUUUUAUUGUACAUUUAUCAUUAUUAUGAUUAUUUAGUAUGCUUUUAUUCUUGGAUAAUCUGUCAACUGCACAAUUUAUAUACAUUUGUUUCAUUUGUAUACAUAUCUUUUCAGCUUUGGAAUUGUUAGGGUGUAGUCUCAAAGUAACCGUUGAUAUCUUCAUCAAGAAAUAUGAGAAUAUUUUUUAAAUUAUAACUUAUAAAAAAUAUUUAAAACAAUUUCUGCACUGAUUUAUUAAUUUUCUAGAUACAAGUAUAUUAAUGUUGUUGACUUUUUGCCAAAUUGGGAUUUUGUUCAGGGGGCAGAUUGUCUCAAGACAUUCUUGUGUGUGCUCAGUGGGAUCCUGGGCAUCUUAAACACAAAUGGCAUUUGUUCAAUCACCACCCAUCACAUUUGGUCAUAUGUUACUUCUUCUUAAGUCAUGUUCAGAAUGAUAAAAAAAAGUUAGUCACAAAGCAUUUUAUAAUCCCUGUAUCAAUUUCUAUCCACAGGUGCAUAAAGGUGCCAGACAUGUGUGAUCAAAAGUUUUUAAAAGUUAUUAGUCUUUAACACUUGAACCUUUAAUGUAGCAUUUACCAUAUUUUCAGGAAUAUAUAAGACACAACUUUUUUCAGACACAAGUGUCUCAUAUUGCCAUGUGUCUUAUAUAUGGAACAAAAAAAUUAAGUCACAAUUGCAAAUAUGCUUAAGUGAUGACCACUACAAGUAAUUUGUUUUUCUGUUUCCAUAAACAAUUUAUUUUACAUCGAAAUCGGUUACACAAUACUAAACGAAUAGUAUGAGCUUACUUGGUAUAUGUAACAUAUUUUAUUGGUAAAUAUAAUUUAAUAUUAAAUAAAACUACUCAAAAUAAAAGUAGUCGUCUGAUUUAUUUAUUUGACGAUUUUACUCAGGGGCUUUCCUGAAACAUGACAGUUUGUAACAAAUUAUAACAAAAUACAACAAAUUUCAAAAUUGCAAGCAGUUGUAAUACCUGUUAUUACUAAUUAAAAAACGAAGCAUAGCACAAUUUGCAGUUCAGGCAAUUAACUCUUCACAAUAGCCAUGAUUAGUCAUCACCUUUUCGUUUCAACAAGAUUGUUUUUUGUUUAUUUGGAUCUGUAUCUAUGCUUCUUGCUAUUCAUAAUGACCUUCUAAUUUCCUCGAUGUUUAAUUAGGUUUAAGUGCAGUGCAGCCUUUGCUAGUGUUUCUGAGUCACACAUAGGUUUCCACUGGGCACACUUCUUGUACUAGUCAAUAUGGCUUUCAUUGUGAUGCUUAUAUCAGAAUGUGUUUGCUCUUAUUGUUGUAAUGUGCCUUUUGAAGUGGUGCAAAAGAGUUUUUGUAAAAAUAUAAUAAUGUUUCACAUCGUCUGAUAAACAAAACUUGUUUGUGUAUCAUUACAUACAAAAAUAAAGUUUGUGCAUAUAUAUUUAUACAUGUUUAUGUAAUUAAUGAGUUGCGUGUUGUCAUUGUCACAGACACAACUACUAUAGAUCAGCUAAGUCAUUUACCAUGAAGCUUUUUAAGGACUUGAAUUUGGCGAGAGAUAAAAGGUUCACCAUAUUUAUAGAAAAACAUUUUUGUCUAUCACUAAUUCACUACUAUAUUUGUAUGAUUUAAUUGGUGCCAGUUUUUUAUUGUCAGUGAAAUGUACUUCCUUUCAAUUGAUUUUAAGUUGAACAUCAUUGAUAUAAAGGAUGGUACAUUAUACACUUUUAAAAAUCAUAACUGUGUUGUCAUUUUAAUCAUUUUUAUUCUUCACUCUCUUUAGGCAGAGCUUUGAACUCUUAAAACAAAUACUUCAUGCAAACUGAUCAUUCUUGGUCUGUGCUUAAAUUGUUUGUUUUACUCAAUGAUAAAAUCAGACUCUUUUGUUUAGGUUGAAAACAGCAGUAUUAUUGGACCACGUAGUUCUUUUAUGUAUCUUUAACAAAGAUUCUGGUCAUGUUAUGGCUGAAAAAUAUAUUGAUUUAAGUGUUACUGUAUCAUUUUCAUUUUAGUGAUGGCAAAUGGUGCAAUAUAUAACAACCUAGAUAGUUUGGUGCUGGAGUUUUACAGGUGAAGUUAUGUUGAGGAUCAUUCUGGAAAAAGACUUGGCUGAAUGCAUGUGUGUAGAGUGUGACCCCAGAUAAGCUUGUGCAGUAUGCGCAGGCUAAUCAGGGACGACUUUUGCCGCUUUUAUGUUUUGUUGUAAGGAAGUCUCUUCUGGGAGGAAAUCUUCUUGAGACAUAAAAUUAAGAUAAGCUGUACAGGCUAAUCUGGGAGCACACUUUACACGAAUGCAUUAAGCCCAGUUUUCCCAGAACAGGGUUUUUAUACUAGUUGAAGUUGUAUAGUUUUAUUGUACUUCCAUAUAUUCCAUGUUAAAAUAAAGCUAUGUGUUCAAUUGCUACACUAGCGGUUGAGUUUUCUAAAUUUUAGAUGAGCGUAUGUUGAUUAUGGUAGCCAAUGUAUAUGGAUUUAGUCAGAGGAUAUGCAGGGGGCCCCAUUUGAUUUUUAUCCCUCACACCUUCAUACAAUGUUACUGGAUAUUAAAAUCAUACUAUUUUUAAUAAAGGCAUACCUCAUUUAAUAUAUGGUGAUUGAAUAUAAGUAUUUAAAUCGAAACAGUGCAAUUUAGUAACUUGGAAAUUACACAUUCACAAUUUUUACCAUCCCGAUUUUUUAAAAAGAGGUUGCAGUGUCGCUGUUUAGCCUACCCCCUUGGAACCUUUUUAAGUCUGGCUGAGUCCCUACAAAUGUAUUAUGAUUUCAAAUUCGUUUGCUUAUGAUUGUUUUUUGUACACCUAUAGCAUUGCUCAUUGUCUAUGUGUUGUUAAACUGCUUGUGUUGUUAUGCAUUAACACUAGCAAAUGUGAUGCUCUGUUUCGUAUUCGUACGAAUAUCAAAGUUCCAGCUCAAUUUAGUCUCCAAUCAAAAACGUUUUCGUGAAUAUUUGUGUAAUUAUAUAUAUUUAAUAAUUUAUCUAAACUCUGAUUAAUGGCGUUUUCUUUUGCGUUGCAUAAAAAAUUGUAUCAAGGACUAUACUUCAUGCAGAUGCAUUGAGCCCCAUUUUCCCAGAGCACACCUCUAUAUGUUGCUUUGCAGCUGGAGACCUUAGUAAGUAACCUCCCCUUAAUACUCACUUGGAACCAGUCCAUGAAGCUUAAUCAGUAUGAAAGCUUUUUGAACAUUAAACAUAUCUCCUACACCGAUUUAUACUGGAAUCUCAUGGUGACGAGUUAUCCAAUCACAUUCAGAGAAGCUGAAUACAUAUUCCACUUGCUUUAAAGUUUUUCUUGAUUAUCAAGCAUUUAACUGUACAUUAAAUAUGUUUUUUUAUAGAUUUUGAUUGGAAAGAUAAUAUGAAAUGUCUGGAUUUUUACUUUAGAAGAAAUUUGAAUUUUCAGAUUGUUUGCUGUACUUGAAAGUGAAUUUUCUGGAUUUCAUAAGAAAUCUACAAUUGCUGGCUUCCUUAAGAAAUCUUUUUUUUAUUGUUUGCACUCUUAACAUGACAUUUCGGCUAUAACAAAGAUGAAUAUUCAGGCUUUUCACUUUGAACAGACACAGUACAUUGUGACACUUGAUUUUGCACAUAUUUUUGUCAAAUUCAUUAUCAUUCUUAUUAUUGUUAAUCUGGAAAAGUGUUAUCCUAAUUCAUGCAUUGAGCGCGUUUGUUCAUUUUUUGUAUAAAAAGGAUGUUUGUUGCUCUUUAAUGCUCUUUAAUAGUUGGUAGAAAUUGUAGAAUCAAUUUUACGAGUAUAACAUUUUAGCACAUAAUCAUGGUAGUCAUUGUUUAGUAUGCGUUUGAGUUUAAAUCACUAGCUUUAAGCUUCUGUGUGAUAGACCAUGUAUUUUCAUGUGUGUGUAGGUGAGAUUUCCGGUGCAAUUCUUGUUUGUCCGAUAGGUAAAAGUUUCUAUUGCAAGUUUCAAUUUCUGUUGUACUUACUGUUCAUGAAUAACAUAUAUUGCAUUUGUGUAUGUAAGAAUUAAAUAAUUGUGACUAUGCUGCUUUAUAUUUCAUGAAUCAUUGAGAUUUUAUCAUCUUUGAGCAUGACUUGUGUAGAUACUUAAUGUACAUUAUUUUAUUUGUAAAGUUAAUGGA
Molecule: messenger RNA, 5693 nt
Organism: Dreissena polymorpha
Lineage: Eukaryota; Metazoa; Mollusca; Bivalvia; Myida; Dreissenidae
Product: zinc transporter 7-like
Exons: 11
Coding region: 120-1271 (383 amino acids)
Biological process (GO): transmembrane transport; zinc ion transport; intracellular zinc ion homeostasis
Cellular component (GO): Golgi apparatus; membrane
Molecular function (GO): zinc ion transmembrane transporter activity
Source: RefSeq, a predicted model, not a curated record